AUGGGCGAAAGAGAUAAAGAAUGGGAAUUCCAUCUCCGAUCGUUAUCGUCGAGUUCCAGAGAUUCCAAUUAUGCCACAGACCCUGCUUCCGAUCCCUCUCUCCUCAAUUCAGUGAAAAGGCUGCAUCAACUGUGUAAAAGUGAAAAUUCGGAGGAUUUAGUAGCUAGGGUUUAUCCUCACCUUAACAAGAUUUUUCAUCGUUCAGUUGCGUCGAUUUCGCAGUCUCAGCCUCAGACCUCCAACGGCCUUCUUUUAUUGGCUAUUCUUCAAUUUUUUCUUGAUUUUGGGGAUGCAAUUCUACACGAUGCUGACCCUAGUUUGAAGACAUUUUUCCGUUCAUGUUUGAGCCGUGAGUUUGCAGAUCCUAUUGUUGCUGAGGCAACUCUUGAAUUUCUAAAUGCUAACAUAAGGAAGCUCCUGAGUUCUUUCCCCACAUUACUUCCUCAGUUUUUCCCAUUAUUGCUGAAGCUUAUUGCAUGGAAUGGAGAGAAGUUUGAGAAAUUGUUUCUGAGAGUGCUCCCGGGAUUGAUUUCUCCUGGAUCCUUCAUUCCAUCGUUUCCUUCACUCGUUGACUUACCAACAUUGGUUGUGGCAUUGGAAAAGGUGGAAAGAACUGCAGGGUCACUGGUUGGAGGCAGCAUAGCUUCAAUUCAGCAGAGUGCAGCUCCUCAGAUGCUGUUUGAUCUCAUGGAUGAAGCAUAUACCGGUUCAACUAUAGGAGAUGGAGGUGCGGACUCUGAAUCUGAGGAUAGCAGUACGAUGGCUGUAGCUGAUUCUCUCUUCCUUGAGCUUCUCAAGGACGAGAAUGAUGGCCUCACAGAACGUCAUUGGACCUCUCCUGCAAUGGCCGCAGCUCUGCAGGCUGUGGUUAGUGCUCCUCAGUCUGAUAGAUUGAAAGAAGCACUCAGAAUGACACCUAGGGUUCUUGAUGCCUAUUUUGCUUUAGCAGUCCGUGAUUUCAAUUCUUCUCUCACAUGCGCUUUGAUUCCCUUAGUUAUGAAAAGAUAUACUACAUUAUUUCCAGACAAGAUAUUCUCGUAUGAGGUUCAAAAGCGGCUCUUACAAUUUAUGCUUGCUGCCUUCCACCGGUCUCCUGAUAUUAUUGCCGUUCUCAAGAAGCCAAUAGUGGACAGACUUGGAGAGGCUUAUGAGAAUCCUGCGAAGACAGAGUUAGCAUUGCAGUUAUGUUGGGCGAUUGGGGAGUAUGGCGGCGGCGGCGAAUCUCACAAAGAUGCAGCUCGUGAACUUUUUGAGAGUUUGGAAUUACUCCUAUAUGAAAACCUUUCUUCGAGUCGUUUGGGUCUACGGGAAUCAGCCCCUGGCUCUGGUUCAACAGUUCGAAAAUCAUCCCAGUCUAGGCUUCUAUGUUUCGUUGUGACUGCAAUUGCUAAGCUCGCCACUUAUCAUCGUGAGUUACUACCAAGAACCCGUGUAUCCUUGGCAAAGGUGGCUCGUUCUCGAAUUUCAGAUGUGAGGGUCGGGAAACGUGCACGCGAUUAUUUAGGUUUAAUGAAUGAACCUGCUAUAUGUUGGUCCGUCUUGGGCCCUUCGGUUUCAAAUAAAAGCACGCAGAAUCCUGGCACUGUGAAUUGGAAUGAAGCCAGCUCAAAAAUGAUUGCUCACGUUCCAUUCUAUAUCUUAGGUGCACAAGAAGGUCCUCCCUUCCACGAUUUUUCAUUUUCUGAUGUUAUACCGAGAAGAUAA
This is a messenger RNA of Fraxinus pennsylvanica, 1704 nucleotides long. NCBI's taxonomy places the organism in Eukaryota, Viridiplantae, Streptophyta, Magnoliopsida, Lamiales, Oleaceae. The record is from the annotation of a GenBank genome assembly.